GUGUGCUUCCCCACAUGGGAUUCGGCACAUGUGGACGACGUGAUCGAGGCGGGCUUCGAUCCAGUGGGCCGCAGGGUGUCCAAACUCGAGUUGCGCGAGGCUCUUCGCCGUCGACUUGCUGUGCAGGUGCGGCCCCGGGACCAGAUCAUGAGCAUGAUCGUUGGGGACUUCAAUUUCAUGGCCUCCGAGGCGGACCGGACUUGUAAAUCCUCGGCCGCUGCUGCGGGCGGCCGCGACUACAGGGAUUCGUCCCGCUGGCGCGACCUACUUGGAGUGCCAUUCGGCUUCCACGAGGUCUAUCAGCCUGAACCCACCAGCGCCUCCCCCAACCCCCAGUCUCGCCUCGACCGCGCGUGCUCCAACCAGUGCGACACCGAAUACAUGGACAAGUCCUUCUC
Molecule: messenger RNA, 398 nt
Organism: Prorocentrum cordatum
Lineage: Eukaryota; Dinophyceae; Prorocentrales; Prorocentraceae
Source: the annotation of a GenBank genome assembly